UUCAAGAUGAGAUUUUGGAUCUUGGGUUCUUCGAUGAAGCUGCUAAUUUUUGCUAUCUACUUGUGUUUGGUGAACCCAAUUCACGCUGAUGCCACAGGUAUCUCAUGCCCGUUGUAUAGCACACCACAAGACUGCAAACGGACCUGCUACAAUAACUGCAACAACCUGAACAGCAUAACUGAAGCCUGCCAUGAAAUAUGCCAGCCUGGAUGUGAUUGUGUAGAUGGUUAUGUCUUUGAAUCCGAGAACUCUAACGUCUGUGUCCCCAUUUCACAGUGUAAAGUUUUGUGUCCAGAAAACAUGACCUUUAAUCCCUGCCUUAGAAUACCUCAGUUGUCUUGUAAAACUCUGUACAUGCACCCUGUAAGAUCACGUUAUUGCAUGCCACGUUGUGUGUGUCGUACAGGAUAUGUUCUUACUGAUCACCCUGGGGAUGGUCUACCCUGUAUAAAAAUCUCUGAGUGCCCAAAAAUACCAAAACCUCCAAAUCCUGGAAAUCCAUAAUGAAAACAUUCAAAUUAUU
Messenger RNA from Bombina bombina (fire-bellied toad), 523 nucleotides. Its product is annotated as mucin-like protein. NCBI's taxonomy places the organism in Eukaryota, Metazoa, Chordata, Amphibia, Anura, Bombinatoridae. The transcript is spliced from 3 exons. The record is from RefSeq and is a predicted model, not a curated record. The coding region runs from base 7 to 504 and encodes 165 amino acids.